AAGUUGAAAAGAGAGAAUGUGGAAGGGGAGGCAUCAUCUUAUUGUUAUCCAUAAAGAAGAAUGGAGGCAGGGAUGCAAAUAGCAGUUCCCAUAGCGGGAAUUGUAGCUGCUGCUGCUCUUACUUUCUAUGCUGUCAGCUUUGCUGAGAUUCGAGAGAAAUCUUUUAGGGAGUCGGAUGAUGAUAAUGGUGAAGUGUUCAGGCCAACUCUUAGCUCUAGGGAACGAAGAGCCAGAAGAAAAGCUGAAAAACAGGCCAAGAAUUGACCAUCAAAUCAACUCUUUAUUUUGCUGCUUAGUCUCACAAUUCUCACCUCCAUCUUCAUGGGAAUACCUUCAACAUCUAUUUAUUAGUCCAUACACGAAUUACUAUCUCCUCUCUCUAGUUCUGAAACUCUUGCUAAACUUAUUAGAGACCACCAUGGCUUAUCCGUAAAAGUGUUUAUCUCA
This is a messenger RNA of Mercurialis annua (annual mercury), 447 nucleotides long. RefSeq lists its product as uncharacterized. NCBI's taxonomy places the organism in Eukaryota, Viridiplantae, Streptophyta, Magnoliopsida, Malpighiales, Euphorbiaceae. The transcript is spliced from 2 exons. The coding region runs from base 61 to 264 and encodes 67 amino acids. The record is from RefSeq and is a predicted model, not a curated record.